UUAUGCUUAAAAUGUGUUGUCUGUAGGCUCAGACUGAACAAGGCAUAAGGACAAGGAGAUACAGACUGCCAACAGCUGUUCAGACAUUUAAUCCUGUCAACAAAAAGAAAAUGUCUCAGACUGCUCCGAUUGAAAUGUCGACAAGCUGUGUGUUCGCUUCUGAAUGGGACCUGUACGACACAUAUCGACGACUCUCUUACGAAGAUGAAGAAGCAGAACUCGAUUAUGAAGAUUUGGAUAUUGAGGUUUAUGGAGCCGAGGUGUCUCUACAGGUAUCCAGCUCUCUACAGAGACAAUCUAUAACUUCAGACCUGAGCUCAAUAAGUGUUUCAAAUGAGCUCCAACCGAUCAUAGCUUCCCGCAAAGCCAACAUCCAAGCGAACAAGGUGAUGAAGUUACCAGAGUUCCAGUAUGCGGCGACAGUGGCUGAACGUCUUCUAGCUUCUAAUUCCUUCCAUUGCCAGCAAAUAGCCUUUAUGGGCACUCAACCAGACUCUCAAGAAAUUGCCACUGGAUUCCAUUACAUCAUGAAAGAACUUUGGACGUUCUCAUAUCAAGAAAGUAAACACAGAAUAGUGAAUGCUAUUUCUUGGAACACCGUUAACAUUAACGUGGUAGCGGUGGGCUACGGUUAUGUGAGGGGGAGUGAGGAGUUGGAUGGACUAGUGUGCUGCUGGUCUGUGAAGAACCCCAGCCAGCCGGAGAGAGUGUUCCACAUGAGAAGCCCUGUAACCACCAUCAGCUUCUCUCGCACACAGCCUAAUCUACUUGCUCUAGGCUGCUACAAUGGUGCAGUCAUUGUCCUCAACAUAGCCUCCAAUACUGGUGAUAAACUGGUUGUCACGGGGGAAGAGGGGUGUUUGCGCUACGGACCAGUUGGACAUCUCCUGUGGUUUUUCCAUACAGACUUUGUGCUUGAAACUGAGGAAAUAAUUUCUGUUGGGAAGACUGGUAGAGUGUACAAGUGGAAUUAUACGGAAAGUUAUCGGUCUUAUGAAAUAAUGAAACUAAGCUACUUUCAGCCUACUGUGAAAAUUACAACUCCAAAAAAGAAUAAAAAGACAGUAAGAUUAAAAAACAAUCUGAAAUAUUUCAACGGGUUGUCUGUUUCGCUACAUCCAAAGAAGCAUAUGGUGUACUAUGUGAGCACUCAAGAGGGAAGCAUUAUUAAGUGCUCAAUGAAUCAUCAAGAUCGGUUCGAGGACAUCUUCCCAGCUCAUGCUGGACCAGUGUAUGGGGUCCUACAUUCACCUUUCUGUGCCAACAUUUUUUGCACCUAUGGUUCAGACUGGCUGAUCUGUAUCUGGGCUGAGGGCCUGAAGGAACCACUCUUGAAGCUCUACUACACAAAGCAACCAGUCCUCAGUGUGGCAUGGUCUCCUAUCCACUCCACCAUUCUAGCCAGUAUCAGUGGACAUUAUCUCUCCAUGUGGGACUUGGCUCGUAGGACCAUCGUACCUAUUUCCACAGUCAAAUCAUCCACUGGUAAUGUCUUCACUAGUCUCCAGUUUGCUAACACUGGGAAGAACAUCCUGGCAGGUGACGUUGCUGGUGACGUGUUCGUGUUCAACUUGGUUGACAUGCCUUACCCUCCGUUUUUACAGGAAGAAGCCCUAAUCCGUGCUCUGCAGAAAGCUCUUGUUUCAAAACCUCAACAUCGCAGUUAUUUGGAGAAUUUUAUGAAGACAAAAUAAAUGUAGAAUUAUUUAAAGUUGUCUAAUUUUGUAUUACCUGUUGUUAUUAAAAUAAUGAGUAAUAAUA
Molecule: messenger RNA, 1761 nt
Organism: Homalodisca vitripennis (glassy-winged sharpshooter)
Lineage: Eukaryota; Metazoa; Arthropoda; Insecta; Hemiptera; Cicadellidae
Product: dynein axonemal intermediate chain 4-like
Exons: 12
Coding region: 111-1694 (527 amino acids)
Biological process (GO): cilium movement
Cellular component (GO): axonemal dynein complex
Molecular function (GO): dynein light chain binding; dynein heavy chain binding
Source: RefSeq, a predicted model, not a curated record